AUGCAGGCUGGGGAGUAUAAUCGCAGAGGUAAAGAGCUUGUCAAUUACAUCACGGAAUAUCUGUCCAAGAUCAGAGAGAGACGCGUCAUCCCUGAUGUCCAGCCAGGGUACAUGCGGAGUCUGCUCCCAGAGAGCGCACCUGUGGAGCCUGAAAACUGGGAAAAUAUUUUUAAUGACAUUGAGAAAAUAAUAAUGCCAGGGGUGGUUCAUUGGCAAAGUCCUCACAUGCAUGCCUACUUUCCAGCACUCAACUCCUGGCCAUCCUUGUUGGGCGACAUGCUGGCUGAUGCCAUCAACUGCCUCGGAUUCACCUGGGCAUCCAGCCCUGCCUGUACAGAGCUGGAGAUGAAUGUUCUGGACUGGCUGUCCAAGGCAAUGGGGCUGCCCCCUCACUUCCUCCACCACCACCCAGACAGCAGGGGCGGCGGGAUUCUACAGAGCACAGUGAGUGAAUGUACUUUAGUUGCCCUGCUGGCAGCCCGAAAAGCCAAAAUCCUGGAGCUUCAGGUCUCUGAGGUGGGUGCAGAUGAGUCCAUGCUCAACUCCCGACUGAUUGCCUACGCCUCUGACCAGGCUCACUCUUCAGUGGAAAAGGCAGGCCUGAUUUCACUGGUGAAAAUCCGUUUCCUGCCGACGGAUGAGCAGUUUGCUCUGCGUGGUGAAACUCUGCAGAGAGCCACUGAGGAGGAUAGGAAGAGGGGUCUGGUACCAGUUCUGCUCUGCGCCACUCUGGGAACUACAGGAGUGUGUUCCUUUGACUGUCUAUCUGAGCUGGGGCCCGUGUGUGCCAAGGAGGGGCUGUGGCUCCACAUCGAUGCGGCGUACGCCGGCUCUGCCUUCCUUUGCCCCGAGCUGCGAGGAUUCUUGAAAGGCAUCGAAUUUGCCGAUUCUUUCGUCUUUAAUCCCUCCAAAUGGAUGAUGGUCCAUUUUGACUGUACCGCCUUCUGGGUCAGGGAUAAAUACAAGCUCCAACAGACUUUCAGUGUCGACCCUGUGUACCUCCGCCAUGAGAACUCCCAUGCUGCCAUGGAUUUCAUGCACUGGCAGAUUCCUCUGAGUCGGCGUUUCCGUUCACUGAAGCUGUGGUUUGUCAUGCGUUCGUUUGGGUUGAAAAACCUGCAGGCACACAUCCGACAUAGCAUAGAUAUGGCCAAGCUCUUUGAGUCCCUGGUAAGAAGUGAUCCUAAUUUCGAAAUUCCCGCAAAGAGACACCUGGGACUAGUGGUGUUCUGUUUGAAGGGCGGAAAUGCUCAGACAGAGGAGCUCUUGAAGUCUUUGACAAAAUCGGGUGCCCUGUACCUCAUCCCGGCUGCCAUCCAAACCAAGCUGAUCAUUCGCUUCACUGUGACAUCCCAGUUCACCACCCGGGAUGACAUCCUCAGGGACUGGGCCGCCAUCCGGGAAACAGCUGCUGCCAUCCUGGCCCGGGCCACUGGUGUCAAUGAGGGCCGGCUGCUGGUCAGUGGUCCAGGCAGGAAUUCCAGUGCAGGUGAUGGCAGUGCCGAGACACAGGUCUCCUUUGGAGUGAGACGGCCUGUUGGACAGGACCAGCAUGUGCCACCUCCUGAAACCGAGCGGUCCACAGACGACGUCUUUGCCCCCACCCCUGCCGGAGCUCCAUGGUCAAAGCCGGUGCAUCCUACCCCCAGCCUCGUCUCUGGCCGUAGCCAGAGGAGGACCGCCCGCUCACUGAGCUGCACGGGUGAGCCACUCACAGGCCCUCGGGAUGCCAGUGUCCUGAGACUCCUCUCCAGGGAGGGGCCGGCAAGAGUGUCUCCAGCUGCCAAGGACAGCCUCCUCUCCAAGAUCCCGGAGAACGUGAUCCUACUAGAGAAGCGAGCCCUGAAGAAGCUGACCAAGUUCUACAGUGUCCCCAGCUUCUCCCAGUGUGGCCCCCAGCAGCCGUGCUGCUCCUUCAGGGGUCUGCAGAUUUUCCACAUGCCCUGGUUCACCUGCAGCAAGGUGAACUCUGCCCUGCCCUGCCUAAAAAACCAGGGCUAA
Messenger RNA from Megalops cyprinoides (Indo-Pacific tarpon), 2001 nucleotides. It is a transcript of the gene hdc, whose product is annotated as histidine decarboxylase. The record is from RefSeq and is a predicted model, not a curated record. Bases 1 to 2001 code for a protein of 666 amino acids. Gene Ontology annotation, biological process: L-histidine catabolic process; histamine biosynthetic process. Lineage: Eukaryota; Metazoa; Chordata; Actinopteri; Elopiformes; Megalopidae. Gene Ontology annotation, molecular function: pyridoxal phosphate binding; histidine decarboxylase activity. The transcript has 12 exons.